This is a messenger RNA of Melospiza melodia melodia, 1621 nucleotides long. RefSeq names its product interferon regulatory factor 9-like. The record is from RefSeq and is a predicted model, not a curated record. Gene Ontology annotation, molecular function: RNA polymerase II cis-regulatory region sequence-specific DNA binding; protein binding; DNA-binding transcription factor activity, RNA polymerase II-specific. Gene Ontology annotation, biological process: regulation of transcription by RNA polymerase II; immune system process. NCBI's taxonomy places the organism in Eukaryota, Metazoa, Chordata, Aves, Passeriformes, Passerellidae. Gene Ontology annotation, cellular component: nucleus.
UCCCGGAAGCGAGGGCGCCGCUCGGCGAGUCCGGGACCGCUGAGCUCCCCCGAGACCCGGGAUCGAACCCGGGAUUGCCCCGGGUCCUUCACCCAGCACCGGGAUCGAACCCGGGUCCCUCCGCUUGCCCCUCUGUCGCCCUGUCCCUCUGUGCCCCUCUGUGCCCCCUGUCCCUCUGUCCCCCCUGUCCCUCUGUGCCCCUCUGUGCCCCCUGUCCCUCUGUCCCCCCGUCCCUCUGUGCCCCCUGUCUCUCUUUCUAUCUGUCGUUAUCUCCCCCGUCCCCGCUGUUCCAUCUGUCCCUUCUCUCCCCUCUGUCCUCCAUCUCUCUCUCUUUCCCCCUGUCUCUCGAGUGUCCCUUUGUCCAUCUGUCCCCCUCCUGUCUCCGCUGUCCCGUCUCUCCCCCCUCUAUCCCUCUUUCCCCCUGUCCCUCGCGUGUCCCUCUGUCCCCUCUCUCCCCUCUCUGCCUCCUGUCCCUCUGUCCCCGCCGCUGUCCCCUUCCCUCCCCUCUCCCCUCUCUCCCCCCGCUUUCCGGUCUCUCCCGGUGCCCGGGAUGGCGGAGGGCGGCCCGCGGCGGCUCCGCCCGUGGUUGCUGGCCCAGCUGCAGAGCGGGCGCUUCCCCGGUUUGCAGUGGGACGACGCGGCCCGGACGGCGCUACGGAUCCCGUGGGCGCACGGCGGGCGGAGCGGGGCCCGCGACGGGGCGGGGGCGGCGCUAUGCAGAGCGUGGGCGGAGUACAAGGGGCGGCUGCGGCCCGGGGACCCCCCCGACCCCGCCGGGUGGAAGACGCGGCUGCGCUGCGCCCUGGCCCGGAGCCCCGAGUUCCGGCAGCUGCCGGGGCGGGGCCGCUCCGACGGGCCCUGCCCGUACCGCGUGUACCGGGUGCUGCCCGCCCGCGAGCCAAAGCCCCCCAGGGGCCGGCAGAGCCAGAAGGAGGCGGGGCUGAGCCCUACAGAGCCCCUCCCACCGACCCCGCCCCCCGAGAGCCAGGAUGGAACCACGGAUGAGGAAGAGCCCGCAGAGGCUCCGCCCCCGGAAGUGCUGCCCCUGCGCAUUGAGGUGGAGAGCGCGGAGCCCCUCCCCCCUGCGGAUGGGGACGCUGCGCUGCUGCUGCGGCUGCGCCGAGGCCCCGCCCGGGCCUGGCAGGGGGCGGUGCCUCCGGGCGAGUACCUGCUGAGUCCUCCCGGCCGCCAGGGGGCGGCGCCGCCGCCGCUGCCGCGAUUGGUGCUGCCGCUGGGGGCGGGGCCAGGGCUGCUGCUCAGCAGCGCCCCCCGGGGGCUCUUCCUGCGCCUGCGCCCCGGGCACGGCUCCGCCCCCCGCCAUGGUCAGGGGCCCCCACGCCCCCCACGGGCCCCCUCCAGCCGGGGGGCGCUGCUGCAGCCGUUCGACAGCCAGCGCUUCCGGGAGGAGCUGGAGCUGCACCGGGCCGGGGUCGGGCCCCUCCCCCCGCACCGCGUGACCCUGGAGCUCCGCCCCCCCGAGGAGGGGGAGGGGCUGCUGCUGGAGCUGGAACAGGCCUUUGCCCAGCGCCUCCUGGAGACCCUCGGGACCCCCCCGGGCCCCCCCGCGACCCCCCCGGGGCAAUAAAAGCAGAAAUGGGGGCAACCCCGCCCCUCCCCCACA